UUGGGCAUGACUGCAGCCUACAGGCAUUAGGCCUUUUCUACCCCAUGGCGCACCCCUUGGGGCAGAGCUGACUAGGGACGUUGGCACCAGGGGAUGGAGCAGAAGUGUUGCCUGCAGCACCUGGGUGACCUCUAAGGGGCAUGCAGAUACCCAGGCUUUGCACCCUCCUCACAUCCCCACCCUUGGCCUUACCAUGGGGCUCUGCAGACCUACUCACCUAAAGUGCCUUCCUGUGCCCUCUGUGAGGUCUGGCAGUGAAAUGUCAUCCCUUUCGCUAUAUGGGAAAGCUGAGUCCUGGUGAGAAGCUGGGACAGACCGUCUCUAGAACCAACCUUGGGUUAAUCUAGCUGUGCCUGCCUAGGUCCAGAGCCUUUCUUCGCCAAGCCAAGUUUGUUACCCCACCUCGAAUCCCCUUUUGAACAGCCUUUAAAUCAAAAUCUUGAUGUGUGUUAGGGUGCAGAGCGCUUACUUCACGUACACUAAACUGGCCUGAUUUCCUAAACUGCCCCAGCACACCCUUUCCUUGAGUGCCAGCUUUCCUACGCACUAGUGAGUUUUUCUGAAAUAAGAGGCAAAGGUUGAAGUUGUCGUCAACCAUAAGCUCAGAAAAAAGGAUUUCUUCUAGGCCCUUCAGAGCCUGGGGCAGAAGUAGUCUGAUGUCUCCCCGGGGAGUUUCCCCAUCACAGGACCCUGCUCCCCAAGUGUCUGAGCCCAAGGAGCUGUUGUUGGCUGGUUUCUUGGAGGCUGGCAGGGAUGGGGGAGGAGGGUCAGGCUCUGGGUGCCGCUCCUGGCAGCACAUCAUAAAAUGGGAGGCUGAAGGGAGCUUAGUGGUUAGCUAACUAGCCUCCCUUUAGAGCCCUGAAGCCAAGGCCUAGACCUCGGGAGGUUAUGUAACUUUUCCAAGGUAACUGUGCUCACCAGGGCGGGGAAAGUACAAUAAAGGAGUAGGUAGAGCUAAGUGGGGCAGUUAGGGAAGGCUUCCUGGAAGCAGAGGCCACAGGAGGUGAAAGGUAGUCAAUUACUGCCACGGCAGUCAGGGAUCCUGAUAGAGUGAGAUUGGAACGCUUGACUCAGAAAACCCUCCGUGGCUUCUCCCCCAGACUCAGAGCCAAAGUCCUUGCAGCAGCCCAAGUGAUUUGGACUCUGUUCCCUGUGUGGUCUUGCCUCUGUCUGGUGCCCUACCCUUGAUCCCAGCUACAGACAGGAGGCCAUGCCCUGAGGGUGGGGAGGCAUUCUGAAACCCUGCACACUCCCAGCACGUUUCAACUUUUACCAAGAACUCAGGUCUAUGUCCACUGAUAACAUAAGUCACCCUGCAGGUGGAGCGGAGGGAGGUGUUCCAGCAGUCAGACCACAGCAGUGACUGCAGCUGGCACCUGGUGAAGGAAAGGCAGGUGGGGGCCAUCCCACACCCUGGGGACUCCCAGCAGCGGGACCAUAGACAACGUGGAAACUCAUUUCGCAGAUAAGGCAACUGAGGCGAAUAAGUUAUUCAAGGUCACACAGCUAGUUAGUGGCCUGGACCCAGGCCUUCUGGGUCCAGAGCCAGAGCCCUGCCCCACUUAGACCCCGUGGUGUCCUAAAUCAGCUUUCCCCUGUGCUGGGCCACCAGCCCCUCCUAGAGACUGAGUUUUCUCCUUGGGCCCUGUUGGCUCCAGCUCCCCGGAAGCGGGCUGUGCAUGCUUACUGACCCCUCGCUGAGAACUGCUCUCUUCAGCCUUUGUGGGUUCUGACACUGGUCACUGUUCUGACCGCAUUGACCAUAUAUAGGUUUGUUUGCUCUUCUCAGUGUGAAAAGUUUUAAAGCGGGACAAACCUGCGUUAGCGAAGUAGGUGCCGCAGCUCAGGGCGGAGGCCAUCAGCUCCAUCCCUGCCCUCCAGCCUGUUCCCCUGGCAUCCUUACGGACCUGUCAGGCUCUGACCCUUCACUGCAAGGUUUGUGGGUCAGGGGACCCGGAGACCGAGCUCUCGAGAAAGAAUCAAAGACCUGGAGUCGUGAGGUGCGGUUUAGUCUGCCUCUCGGCUAUAGGGUUCCUGUCUGAGUCCACACAUUACCUGCUACCGCCCCAGCAGCUAAACCCACACUUGCGACACGUCCCUGACUUGGCUUCCCCAGGGCUAAGCCCUAGCAGCGCUGCGGUCUGCACCUUGGGAGGAAACAGCUUUCGUCUUGCCUUUCUCCUGGGGUGUAAGCGCUGCUCAGAUCUGCCUGCGUGACUGGGGACAGACUGGCCAUUUUGCAGCCUGCUGAGGACCCCGGGGCAGGCCCUUCACGGACUUGAAUGUUGAUUUUUGGCUUGGGUGCUCCUCGAGUCUGAUGCAAGGUUCUUGCUCCUCCCAUGCCCCCGGGUACAGGAUGGUACCUGUUCAGACCCACUGGAGGAGAAAGAGCGGCAGCCCCAUCCCCUCCCCAUAGCUCCUGUUCAAAUAAAACUCUUGCCUCCCGGGUCGAGGAAUGCAUCCUGACAGUGUUGGCUUUGGAAGGGUGCCCUCCCCUCCUCAGCAUCCCGCCCCCUUUGGAGCAGCGGGUGGAAGGGCUGCCUCUGGCUGAGGGAUAGUGCUGAGUGGGCUGAGCAGAGCGUGCUGAUGCGGUAAUGUCUUGUCAGCACCCCCCGGGGAGCAGGAAAAGGGAGGGUGUCCUGACUAUCAGCUUUUCAACACCCCAUCCCCCAGACUCCAGCCGCAGCCCUGAGAUCUACUGAUGAGUGGCCCAGGGACUGGGGAUUGCAAGACAGAGCCAGGUCCUGGGCCUGGCUCAGCUGACUUGCUGUGUGACUGGGCCAGGUCACUGCCCCUCUCUGCGCCAGGGACUUGUUCACUAAGGCCAAUUAGACUCUUAGCGCCAGCUGUAUGCCCAGUGCUGGUUCAAGGUUGUGGGAAUUAUGAGACAUUAUCCCUAUCUUUGAGGUUGGGGCCGGGCCCUGCGGUGUAUAUGAAGGAUUAUUAAAUAGGGGUGCAGCAUGUUGUAGGGGACUCGUGUGCUCCAAGGUAGAAACGUUGCCACAGGCUGGGGCCGCCAGGGAAGGCUCCCCUGACCCUGGAGUUGGCCUUCUUUUGAGCCCCAUCAUUCUCUGGGCACCUCCUUCUCCCCCACGUCAGAGCACAUUGCACUGGGGGUUGUGCCUUGUCUGCACUCCUUCCCCCUCCCAUGAGGCCCUCGACUGCCCCAUUGGAUCCCAAACCUCACACUGUGUACGAGGGUAAUGAUUAAUGAACAUCCCAACCGUGAAGCUGUGUCUCUCUCUCCUUUGGCCUCUGUCCCACCAGCCCCCAAAACCCAAAGGCAGGACUACCAGCGCCCACCUCCAAUCUGGAAAACUCCUGCCCCGGGCCCUUCCCAUGGGGACCAUGCCUGGCCAGAUUCUACCCCAACCCAGCAAGCACUCUGGGACGGCCCCCCACCCUGCUGCCCGUCACGUGCACAGGGCACAUGAGUGGGGACGCUCUGCCCUCUGUUGGGACAGGUCGAUAGGUUGCCUGGGGAGGUGCGUCAGCAUCCCCCCUACCCUCCCACACCCCUGCCCCGGGCGUGCACCUGUCUGGACCCAGGACUGGCUCCCCAGGGCUGGGGCAAGGCAACUUCUGAGUCAUGAGGGGACACUUUUGAGUCCUGCUCUAGGAAGUUUCUGUCUCCACGAUGCCAGGGCUUCAGAGUUCGUAGGUCUCAGUCUUGGCACGCCCUCUCUCUUUGGAAUGCCCCAGGGCUGAGGGCUGCCUGUGGCCAGACCCCCCGUCUCUUCCACCAGCUCUGUGUUGGGGUCACUGUGUACGUGUCUUAAAAUUUUCGCUUGCCAAAGCCGGUUUCCAUCUGUGUACACACUCCACUCCCAGCCACCACUGCACUGCACACAGGUUGAUCCCUGCUUAUUGAGUGACCUGGUAGGCUCUGGCCUGUGGAAUAGGAGACCCUCAGACAGACCAGCAGGGGCACCUGCUGGGGCCCUGGGGCAGGGGUGGGUUCCCAGGGCUUCGAUUUGGUGUUCUCAGGGGGGGCUGAGCUAUGAGCCAGACUUCAAGUGAGACAAAAAGAAGACGGGGGUGAGGGCAGCGGGGGACUCUAGUUUCAUGCAUGGCGCUGCGUUAGCGUUGAAUAAUUGAAACUCGACGUGAAAACAGAAGGCGGGAAGCAGGGUUAUCUAUGCCUUUUCUUUCUCUGCUUCCCUAGUUUUCCGAAAUGCUGUUGUAUUGCUUUUAGAGCAAAGAAAUCGAAUUUUCUGAAAGGGUAAGAUGCAUGCAUAUAGCGUCAGCCACUUCUACACUGGCUAUUUUUUUUUCUUUUUUUUUUUACACUGGCUAUUUUUAAUGUGCGAGUACACAAAGCACAAAUAAACAUGGUUCUAACGGCGCAUACUCCGAAAACUAGUGUCGCUUCUGAAACUGCUAAACAACAUGUUAUUUUUCAGUUUAGCUGCCAGAGGGGUGGCUUCCUGGGCAGCAGUGCUGUUGAACACUUUUGAGGGGAAGGGUCUCAAAGACUGGGGAAACCAGGUGGGCUUUCGGUCUGCAGACCAAGAAGUUUGAGAUUGGACAUGAUCUGAUGGUCACCAAGGAGAGAGUGUGGUUCCCCAGGAGAGGCCUGGCAGAGCUGGGGGAGUCCCAGGGGCUGUCCCCAGUGUUGGGCUCAGGGUCCCCUACAAGGGAGGGGAUCCUCCAGAGACCCACGGACAAGUAUUGUCUUAGCCUCUGUGUCUAUCCAGCUCUUCCGACUCCUGUGGGGGCCCAAGAAGACUUUGCCCUCCUUGCCUUUUAGACUGACAAAAGACACAAGCACAGGAAAGAUUUGGGACAGCCCAGGACCGUGCGUGUAAUUCAGAGCCCAGAGCAUGUUGCAGACCACGGCCAAGGCUUGGGUGAAUCCAGGGGUCCAGGGUAAGGCAGACCCUGCCUAGGUAGGAUGUGUUGUGUUUGACUGCAUCAGUAUGGUAAUUACCACCCACAGGUCCCUAAUUAAUUUAAUUUUAACAUGAUAUUACUAACUAUUGUGGCUGUUUAAUUUUUAAUUAAAAUUCAUAAAGUUUGAAUUUAGUUCCUCCAUCACACUGGCCACAGUCCAGGGGCUCAGUAGCCACAUGGGACUGCUCAGAUAGUGUCCCAGCAGCACAGAGAGUUCUCUUGGGCAGUGCUAGAGUGCUGAUGGAACCUGUUGAGGUUCCUGAGGGCACAUGGCUUCUCUUGGUACCUAGUUAAAUUCCAUCCUGCUCUGGGGCGGAUGAGGUCAGAGCUGGCCGGCAGCCUUGGAGUGGGGAGGGUGAUGUGCCGAGAACCUGAAGGGGGGGUUGCCCCGUCCCACCCCCCGGGAAACUUGCAGGCUCCUCUGAGGUGAGCAUCCCCACCGGUCUGGUUCACAGAAAGCGCGGGUUGGCCAGGGUCUGCUGACUGCGCUGCCCGCUGUGUCCCGUCAGGCUCAGAUGAGUGUGUAUUGAGCAAGGACAGUCCUGGCCUUCCUUGCCUUGUCUGCUGUUUCUUGUGCUGUCUUCCUCUGUCGUUGUAACUCCUCCCAUCUGCCUGUCUGUCUCUUGUUAGACCCAGGGCCCUCCUGGGCAGGGCCUGUGUCUUGCUCUUCCCUUAUUUUGCCCACAUCGGGGCACAGGGCCGGUGCUCGGCAAAUUCUUAAGGAAGCACUCGACCUGACUUCGAGCUGCGUAACGUGAGAAAAGCUUGCCCAGGACCCUGGUCGCAUCUUUCCUUGGGUUAACUUAGGUUGGUAGAUCUGUACAGGGGUGUUGGGGGCUGGUAUCUGGCCUGAUGUGGCAUGUGUAUCAGGCAGGAAUGGCUCCAAAGAGGGGAAUGCCCAGAGCCUCGACGUGGGAGGGAAGGUGAAGGGAACCCUGUUCCCAUCUUGUCCUCUUGUCCCCCUGCUCUUCCUGGGAGGUAACCCAUGGGGCAGAGGGCAGGCCAUAUCCUGGAAGCCCACUGCUCGAUCUUUGGUUUAGCCCACAGUAGCCCAGGCCAGGUGGCCAUCUUCAGCAGACGCGAGGGCAAAUGGACCUCCCUAGACAAGCCUGAGAAGUGGCCACUCCAGCUGCCGCUCAAAGUGUUUCGUGGGAAUCUGGGUUCUGCAGGGGGGCAGGAUGCAGCCACUUGAGGAGCGGGUCUCGCUCCCCUGCUGACCCUUGCGUGACUUAGAAAUCUGGUGGCAUUUGCUUUCCUGUCUCUGAGCCUCCGCCGUCCAUGCACAAUGCACCGGGAGGCUGGGGGAAAGCCUACCCCCAACGGCAGUGGGUGUUUAGAAACUAGAAGUUCAAAGUCAGGGGCAUCUCUAGCUCUGCUGGUGCACCUACUUCACGCUCUUCACGUUCACAUCUGCUGAGCCUUCGGACCCAUGGCCCUGUGAAUUGGUGGGGAGACAGCAUUACUCCCGUUUGAUCAGUAAUGAAACUGAGGUCAUGACUUGCAGGGCUGAGGAAUAGCUAACGCUGUGCAGGCGUGGGUGUCAAAUGUUGCUGCGCGCUCCUAGGAAGGUUGAGGGCUGCCAGAGCCUGGGUGGGUGUUAGGGGACUAAGCAGCUUUAGAAAAUGCUCUUGUGUAAAGUUGCAGCCCGGCUGAAGGGGAGCGAGAGAAUGUGUGUGUUGAAGGCCUGGUCCCGGUCCUUUCUGCCUCCCGUGUUUCACAACGGGGCUGCCUCAGAGUUAGGACUUUCCUGACGCGCCAUCGGGAGAGUUUCCAUUUCCUGUGGCCCAGCCUGUCCCUGGUCCUGGGCCCCAGGUGGGAGGAUGGGAGGUUUUCCUAACCACCCCCCACCCCAGCUCCCCUCACCUCAGCCCAGCCUCUCUGUGCGAGGAGGGCUCGCUGUACUUUUCCAUACCUUCAGCACAAAACAGCUCUCUGUUGCUUCACCCUGGUUAUGCCCCAGUCAGCCGGGGAUGGGAGGCGGGUGGGGGACUGUCCCCGCAGGGUGGAAAAGCUGAGGCGGCUGUGCCUUUGUGCUUUUGUGGCAGCGAAGGCAGGGGAGGCGGGUGGGGGGCACCGGUUGCAUGGAUCAGGCUCUGUUCCUUUCCCACUGUAUUUGGGGAUCCCCUUUGUAUCUCAUCCCUGUGAUCUCCAGGUGGGGGCCUUGGUGGCCGGAGCCCCUGGUGCAGCUGGUGUGGUGAGAGAUCUGUGUCCGGCUGUCUGGGGCUUGGGGAGUCUGCACUUUAGGGCACAACCCCCCUUGCCUCCGGCCUCGCGAUGUUCAAAGUUGUCAGCAUCGUGGUCUGUCUUUGCUCUUGUCUCUAGUUGUGACUCAGUCUUCCAGCGGUGAGAUUUGAUCUGGGAUUUGAUCUGCCAUUGAGGCAGAAGGCUCCCCACCCUGCAAAGAGUACCAUCCACCCCAAAAUGCCUGUGCCGUUUCGCUGGUCGUUUCUUGUACAAUUUAUUCCAGAGACGACGGAGACCAGCUGUUGUCCGUCUCCAGCUGGAGACUGAACCAAAGGAAAUGGGCUUGGACUGCAGCCGGGGGGAUUUAGGUUAGAGGCAGACAAUAAGGAAGGGUUUUGUGACAGGUGGUUGGCCCUCAGGAGGGUCUGCAGGGGGCUUCGUGGAGAGGCAUGGGGGUUGGGUCAUGCUUGGAGGCAGCAGGGCCAGGUUUGGGGGGGAAGCGGUGGUUUGUAAUAAACAGGCCUGGAGGGUUACUUCAUAGGCAUGACGAGACUCCGCUGCCACCUCUCAUGCGGGAUUAACGCCAGCGCCUAGUAUCCCCCGGCCUGUUUUCUUUUCUUUUUUUUCUUUCUUUCUUUUUUUUUUUCCCCCAUUAGUGAAGAGAUUUACAGUUUAACCAUCUGGUCGUCUUAAACAAAUUAUAAUAAAUGGGUAGACUUAAUAAUCCCUUAUCAUCAGAACCCUAGCCUUCAAGGAUGGGCAGUUACUUAUUACCCGGAGCUGCCAGCCGCAGGUGAAGGGAGAGGGGAAGGAGCAGAUGGAGGGGUCCCUCUUUUGGGCCCCUGGGUGGAGACAGUUUGACGGUGGUCUGGGGUGCUGUCCUCUGCUGGGUAAGAGGUGAGGGUGUUGGCCACAUCCUUCUCCCAAGGGCGUGGGUGUACCCGGAUGGGAUGAAUGUGGUGAGGCUGCGGGCAGCUUUCAUCCCGUGGAGGGGGAAUCUGGGGGUGUCAGUUGCUGGAGAGCCUUGUCCUCAGGAACCCAGCAAGAGGGCCCAGGGGAGGCGUCUGUGUCCAGAGGAACAGGGCUGGCAGCUCCCAGGGCUCAGGAGAGCUUUAUGGAACAGAGCAUCAUUUUCCCCCUCUGCUGGAGAAGCCACGAAGCAGCGGCAUGCAUGGGGCCCGGGGUGUGGCCCUCAACCCUGACACCCAUCCUGGGCACCCCCUCUCACCGCCUGCCGGCCUCCUUCCUCAGGAAUCCUGAUGGUUCCAAAGUCUGCCGUGCAGCUGACUCACCAGGGCUAGGACCUCUGGGGGCUCUGGCCUGGCAGACAGGUAGGGUGGGGUGAGGUGAGGAAAAGGCACUGGGCAGAGAAACACAAAGCCAUCACCCCGGGUGGCCACACCUGCCAGGACUGCCCACCUCAUCCAGCCAGAACCCAUGUUAAAUACAGCACCAGCACCCAUCUCCGCCCAUCUUCAUGCCCUGGAAGUGUGGUUGUGGAAGGCGUACAUCUCGGAGACUGAGUCGUCAUUUGGCAAAUAUCGAGUACCUACUGGUGCCAGGUUCUGUUCUGGGAAUGAGGGAUGAGUGAAAUCUCUGUCUUCAGAGCCCGUAGUCUCUAGGCCAGAUAGCAGAUACCUGAUAGAAUGUCAUGGGGCGAUAAGUACCGUCCCAAGCCCUGAUCUUCCAGGUGGUGGUCGCCAGGACCACCAUUGCAGGUGACAACUGGCCAGCUCUGUGUUCACAGCUCUGGAGGUGUGUGCCCGGGCACAAACCCUCGGAAUGGAGGUGGCCUCCCCACCGCCCUGUUCUUCCCAGUUUACUUUUCCACCCAUCCUGUAUGCCCAGCCCCAAGCUGUGCAUUUUCACAUAAUCUGCACCCCAACCCAAGGAAGUCUCGGUCCCCCCGCUUUCCCGAGACGGAAGGAGAAGCUCAGAUGGUGAGAGGACGUGCCCCAGGGGACCUGCUGGUGGGCGAUGGAGCCAGGAGUUGAACCCACGUGUGUCUGCUCCAAAGGCCAGGCCUUUCCCCGCUCUGCCCCCGUGCUGCCUGCAGAGGGUCCCCAACUUGACGUGUGUGAUUUUGCAGCGGAUCAGCAGCUUGUGUCAUCCAGGCUACUGUGUGGGCGGGGGCUCUGGAGAACGGGAAGCAUAAGGUGGCACAGACGGGGUGGGGCUGCUGAGCUGUUGAUGAAUCUCCUUCGGGUCAUCAGCCCAGGACGGGGAGACGGCAGGUCAGCAGUUCCUGCGACCUCUUUUGUGGCCUGCUUGAGGGCUGUUUUUGGAAACCUUGAGGGGCUGGUGCCUUCCUGUGUUUGCUCCUUCCACCCUACUGUCAGGUUGGGGUGAACCUAAGGCAUCUCUGGGUGAGGGGGGAGCAAAGCAUACACUCAUCCCAAAUCAUCUCAGGAUUAGGUCCACGGGUGUGACUGCACACCCUUUUAUAACUCUCCAUCACCUGUCGCCCGUGUCUGCCUGUCUCCCGUCACUCACCUUCCCUGAUCCACUUUGGUUGUCAUUUCUGAGCCCCCCCCCAGGAAGGGGGAUGGGUGGCUUGCUUGUUUGGUGCAAAGGGCCCUCAACUGAGAGUCAGAGGGCUUCUGGCUGGUUCUUCUCUGUGCUUUGUCAUCAGCUUGCUGUGUGAGCUCUUCUGUGUCACUAGCCCUCUCUGAUCAGUUUCCUCAGUUACAAAAUGGGAAUAACAAUAUCCAUUUUGCUUGCCUUGCCUACAGGGUCUUGAGUCUCAGAUGAAAUUAGGGCCAGAGGAGUGGUAGGUAUGAAAGGUGCCUGAUGAAUGGGGUUUUGGCCAGGAGGAGGGAGAUGCUGGCUUCGCCCUCCUCAGCCUUGUUACAGAGGAGUUGAACAGGACCCAGAGAGGUUUGCCGGCUUGCCUGGAAAGGGCAAGCCAGGAGCCGAAUCCUCUGCAUGGAUCUCUCACUCCCUAGUGACCCAUACCCCUAUGGGGAAGGACGGGGGUAAUCUGCACACCUGGCAUGUUUGAGGUGUCCUGGCUGAGUAAUUUCCUGCCCUCGAGUUGUUGACCCACUCGUAGGAAGAUGUCUGUUGUCAUCAGUCAAAGUAGAAAGAUGUCAGAUACUCCCAGGAUCUGGAUUCUGGGGGCGGAGGUGGGGCCAGGUCAUGAAUCCAGGCCCAGCAUCCCAGAGAGGGAAGAGAUACUAGCACAAGGCCAUGGGCCGGGCCACAACCACCCAGAGCAGGGCAGCGGUUGUGAAUUGGGGGUAGGGAAGCUGCAGGUGGAUGAAAGGUGCCCCUCUUGUCAUUUAAGCCUCACUGCACGUUCCCCCUGCCCCAAGUGCUUCAGAAGAUGAGGCAGGGGGUGGAGUUUCAGAACCUGGCUCCAGGGGGUUAUCUGGUGUGUGUGUUUGGGUGGGAGGGGGCUCUUUCCUAUUCCCCAGGGCCAGCUCUCAGGCAGGACUGUGGAACCGGGACUGGGUCCUUGAGGUCCCCUGGGUCUGCACACACAGGGAUUUCCAGUCUCACUCAUCAGCUUAGCCCUCCAGGUGCCUGAGAACGCUUGCUGGCGUCCCAUCCUGAGCUCAGGCCCCACCAGCCCUUGUCUGUUUGUUUUAGCCAAACCCCCGCAGCCCACCCGCGGGGGCAGCCAGUCCCUGCACUGCUCUGCGCUGGCCUCAGCUCUCAUGGGAGGGGCGCCCAGCUGCCCCGGGGGAGGGGGGGGUGUUACCGUCCCAGCCUGAGAACAAUGGGGGCAGGGUCACCUGCCUUGUUUUCAUUGUCCCUCCUGAGUGCAAGCAGGGCUCCCGGGCCUGAGAAAGUCGGAAACCCAGAGGUUUCUGCUGAAAACGCGCUCACCUCUGGCACGGGCUUUCCCCGUGAGCGUGAGAGCUUGCAGCACCUCUGAGCUCUGCAAAGGCUGCUGAGAGAUGGCCCAGGAGGGGAAGCCCAAGGGUGGAUGGGAGGACAGUCAUCCAUCCAUGGCUGCUGUGCUGACCCCUGGGGCGGGGCUGGACUAGGCCUUCCCCCUAACAAGGAGUGAAGGUAGUUUGGGUCUGGGGCAGUGGUUUUGAAAUCGGCUGUACAUAAUAUUAGAGUCACCUGGGGCAGCUUUUAAGCAUCCUAGUUCCCAGUCCACACCCCAGGCCAUUUCUGUCUGAAUCGCUGCGGGUAGGACCCAGGCAUGAGUAUUUCCCCAGGCUCCCCCUGGGUGAUCUCCACGUGCAACCAAGUUAAGAAGCAGUACUGUAGGGACCCCUCGAGCGUGCGUUGAGGGGGAGGGUGGGAUACCACUUUCCACCUUGCCUGAUGAGGGUGUGUGGGUUUCUGGGGUUGGGGGGAUUGUAUUUUGUACACCAGGCACGUCCUCCGGCUGGCUGCUUCCUCCCUGGGCUGAGGGAGGGCAGCCUGGCCAGCACCAGGCAGGUUACUUUAGGGACCAAGGCGAAGUGAGGCGCCUUCCUCAUCCUGCAGUGGGAUCUGGGAGGGAAUGAGGAAUAGGGCUCGCUUCCGACUCAGGCAGCCCGGCUUGCCGGGGGCUCAGGAAGAGCUGGAGCUGGUGGCCAGUGAGCUGAGUCCUGAGAAUGAAAAUGUAUUUUCUCGAAUGUGCUGUGGAUUUUCCUGGAGCUUGGGAGGUGCUGAACUGGGCCCUGAAGUCGUGGUUCUAGGCAGAGGAAAAUGUGAAUUGUCCCCAGACAGGGGGACCCCUGUAGUCAUAGGCCAACCUCCUCAUUUUACAGAGAAGUCACGUUGGCGGAAGUCAAGGGUUCCUGGAGGGUCUCGGUAAGCAACGUGAGCCGCACCGGGGGUCUUCCUGGCUGUACAUUGACUUCCUAGUGUACCAGCCGGGGCUCCAACAAGUUGUCUUUCCUUCAUUCAGCUAAAAACAUUAUAAAUAUCCGGGUAGGCAUUGGAGCAAAACUGAAAAUGCAGAUAAGGAAAUCAGAAGUCUACCAAGUCCACAUUACAAGAGCCCAGGUCUGGUCGUAACUGCGGUGAGGUGCGGCCCUGCCCCCAGGUCCCUGCACCUGACCCGCAGACACCUGCUCCCCUCCUGGGAGAGACAGGGCCCGGGUGAGCCAGGCCUGCAGCUGGUGUAGGUGUCAGGGUGGCACCACUGGGCCCUCGCCAGUGCCCCGCUCAUAAACUGGGCCCGCCCUCCGAGCCACACCUGGGCUGCAGGGAGAGGGCGGGAGGAAUACCGAGGAUGCCUUCUCCCUGCCCGCGCAUCCUCCCUCCUGGAUGGGGAGCUGGAAGGCUGAGCCCGGCACCCACACCCAUCACCCCCACUUAGGCAGCGGUGAGGGGAUGAAUCACCUGUGGAGCUUGUUAGCCACUCGGCGCCCAGGUCCACUGCACAGAGUAGCUGCGAGCGAGGCCCAGGCAUGGUAUUUAUUUAAACUCCCAGGUGGUUCCAUUGGGCAGCUGGGAAUGAGAGCGGCUGCCUCAGGGACCCGGUGGUAUCCGAGGUCUCUGAGCCUCAGUUUAGCAUCUGGAAACGAUUCCGAUGCCCCUCCCCCGCCCCCACUUUAGGAAGGUUUGAGAAGCUGAGUCAGCGCGAGAGAGGGAGAGUGAGAGGAGUGAAGGUAAUUGAGGGCUCUGAUAAUAGUCUUCAGUCCUCUAAUUCGUCUUGGGGAUAAGAGAGGUAACAGGUGCUCCCCUUCUUGCCAAGGUACUUUGGGUCUGCCAACAGUCCCCGAAAGACGGUCAGAGGGAGGGCUGGCCAAAUAGCUGGACGAGUGAGCUCUACCCCCAGCCCCCUGCCUGCCCAUUCCCCCUCCUUACACUGCGGCAGGGAGCCCCAGUACAUGGGAUCUGGGGCCCUCCCCUGCCCCCUUUAUCUGUUCAUCAGUUCGUGGUGUUAAAGGUCAAAAACAUUGUUCUGAACGAGCCCAAACUCUAAAUAUAUUUGCUGAAAAGUGCCUGCAUUAGGUCUACUAAUCUCCACUUCGGUCUGUUCUGUUCAGAAGCGCCCCCAGCUCCCUUGGCCCCCUACCCUGAGGAGGUUCUUUGUUAGAUAACAGAUGGACGUGCAGACAGAUGUGGACACACAGGAAGGAAGAGCCCAGCCCAGAGCAGGGGGCGGAUGGGCAUUCGGCUGCCUUGUGAAGCUGGGGGCAGCUUGGCGGGGGCUUCAGGACUGGGGUUCAGAGAAGCCACCACGCCUGGCCUCGGCCUCACCUGGGGAACGCAGCGUGAGGACCAGCGUGUGGCCUUGCUCCCUCCGCAGCCGGCCUGCCUUGCUUGGCUGUGCGGGAAACCGGCCAGGGUGGCGGGGAGCCUCUGGCGGGCAGAGGUCCGGAGAGAUGGGCCUUCUGACGGAUGGGGUGGCACAUCCUGGGUGUGCCUCUGCCAACUCAGGGGGAGCCUUAACACACACACCCCACCCCCCAGGUCCCCGACUCGCUGUCCGGGGGCCCAGGGCACCUACCUGCUAGCCUCGGUGUCCCUGUUCUCACCCAGGCUUGUCCUGCAGGUGCAGAGAAGUAAACCCCUCGACCUUUGAUUUACCUUUGGGGACAAGCGGUCUUCCCCCCGGGGUGUCGGGUCACCACUGGGUCUGGUUUCGUCAUGACACUGACUGCAGGUGCGUUCAUUCAGCGCUUCCAGUGUCCUAGGUGCUUUUCGUGUUUGGGGAAGGUGCUCUUUUUGGCAGAUGGAGGAACUAAGGCUGAUAGGCCGUCAUUUACCCAGAGGCUCGGUGCCAGCAUUUGAGAGAGGACUGCCGCCCGCCCAGGUCACGCCCAGGGCAGCCCCACGUUUCCAUUAUCUUCUCCCAGGACAGGGCCAGGUCUGGUUCGAGAGAGAGGCCUGUCGCCCCCCUUUUGUUCCUUUCCCUGUUCUCCACACGUCCACAGCCCCCUAGGAGAGUUUCCGGAGGGGGCAGGCCUCCCCUUCCUGCAGGAAGGACAGUCCCUCCAGUCACCCCAGGGACUCUCCCAGCCCCACUGCCAGCCGCUCUGCCCUCUUGGAUGGGGGGCUUUUGUUUGCCUCCCUCACCUCACCCCUUCCCAGCCCCCGACCCCCAGGACCUUCAGCCCCCCUGCCCUCUGUUCUUGCAGCCUGCUGACCCCACCCUUCCCUCCCCCCCCCGACACGUUGGAUGCCCUGCAUUCACCCCCUGACCCCGCCAGCCACACUCUUACAGGGGUCUGACUGUGCUUCCCGCCCUCUUGCUGGAUAAAGCCCUGCCCCUUGUUGCUGAUUAAUUUAUUAAAUCCACCUGCAGAAUAAUGCUAGGAAGGUGUUGAAGGAAGGACGUGAGAGGGUGAGUCAGUCGAGGUCAGAGAAGGUAUCCUCAUUCAUUCAAGUUUGUUUACUCCUUUAACAAAUGUUUGUUGAGCACCUACUAUGUGCCAGGCAGUGUCCUCGGCUCUGGGGAUACCGCAGAUAAAAGUCCUGCCCUCAUGGAGCUUACCUUCUGGGGGGUGGUCUCUGCAUUCCCAUGGAUGUUUCCCUUGCGUUUGCCUGGUUGUGUUCUAGAGACCCGGCUUCACUUCUGUAGCUGAGAAACCCACCCUGCACCCCCUGUCCCCUCUCCCCAGCUGUGGACAGCACAGGGGUUACGAGCCAGACUGCCUGGGUUCACGCUCCGGCUCCACCACUGCCUAGCAAGUUACUUAGUUAGCCUCUGUGCCUCAUUUUCCUCAGCUGUAAAUGGAGGUGAGAGUACCUACAUUACAAGAUUAUAAAGACUCAACAAGCCGAGUGAUUUAAAGUGCUGUGAUUGUGCCUGUCAUAAAAUAGUGCUCAGAUAUCAGCUGCUAUUCAAAUAGGAGCUCUCAUCUAUGAAAGGAGGAGGAAUCCACCAUGCCCUGCCCACCUCCCAAGGUGGCUGGGAGGGCCAGGUGAGAGGGACAUUAAAGGUUCUUCCUACUCCGCCAGGCACCGUGCACACAUGACAUUAGUCUCAUUCCCCUUCCAGGCCGGAGGGACCAAGUGAGCGGAGGCGGAAUGGAUUAGGGAUGGAUGCAGCCCAGGAUGGUGAGGGGCGUCCGCUUGUACCUUGACGCAGCGCAGAUCCAGUGCAGGCUGGCAUCCAGGGCAUCCUGGAGGCCGAUCCCACAGGGCAGGAAGGGGCCCCUGCGACCUGAGCGUGAGGUCUGCCGCGGGAGCUGGAGGCAGGCAGGGCGGCGGCCCUGUGGGUGCCCCUAGCUGCUGUCCGCAGGCAGGCUACCACCUGGACUUGUUUUCCCCACUGGCCUGAUGAAGGCAAAGGCCCGACCUCAGCCCCGCUGCCCGUGUCUGCAGGUGGGCACCAGGUACGGGAUGUGCCCUCCCUGCAACUCUGCAGAAUGAAUCUCCAGGAUGGGGAGGCCUGGCACUGCCUCUGCACAGGAAACCCCGGACCCCUGGGGGAUGAGGCGCCGUGGGGAACCCAGAUUGCAUGGACAGCGAGAUUCUGGGAGGGUGGCGUCUGGGGCAGCACGUUGCCUGAGCCACAGGCAGGGGCGGGAAUGUCUCCUCCCGGAGGGCUCAGGUCUGAGUGGAUGGGCUGGUUUUAGGGCACUGUUCUUCCAGGUGGUGCGAAGGGGUGGAGGUAUGCACUGGCCUCCUUCCUGUGGCCUGUGUGGGACAAGGGUCGGGUACCAGCGGCCAGGGCCCAGAUGAGGCAGGCUCUACUCCUGGCUUCCUUGCUUCUAGCAUCCCGACCUUAGGCUACUUUCUUAACUUCUCAGCCUUAAGUCCUCGUUUGCAAAAUGGAGAAGAUGAUGGUGUCUUCCCAGCAGGAUUCUUUCCUCCUUAAAGAUGAGCUGAAGGCACCUAAAGUGCUUCACCUCUCAGUAAAUCACAGCCGCUUUAUUACGAGGGUGACGGGCGGGGAGGAGAGCUCUAUUCCAUCCUCAAACCAGAGCCGGGCCUGGGCUGUGUGCGGCAUCCCCCUCUCCCAUCACUCUCUAGGGAUAUGUGGAAAAUGAAGAUAUUGUCUUGUGUGAAUUUGGAAGCCAAGUUAAAGAAUCCUGUGAGUGAACAGGGGCCGUCUCCUGAGAAAGCUGUUUCCCUAACCCCGGGGGACGGGAUGCUGUGUCCAGUGGCUCCCCCUCACCCAGGGAUGGCCUCAGUCCUGGGUCGAGCCCCUCUCUUCUGGGGGACCUCUCCACCGGCCAGUGGGACCCUGACCGUAACCAGUGAGCUGUUCCGACUGAAGCCACAGCAACACGCGGUGGGAGCAGGGAGCAGGCAGCCCAAGUUCACAUCCGGACCUCUGCUCCCCAAGCCUAGCUUUCCUCCUCUGUCAAGUGAUGCCUGGCAGAAUCGCAGGAAGAGCCCGUCAGGGAACAUAUAGAAAAGCCCCAACAAGAGGCGUCUGACGCACAGCGGCACUGAAAUCCUGCCUGUCUCCCCAGCAUUGGGAUGGAGCCAGGCUGAUUCCCAGGCCAGCUGCUUGGGACCCGUGGGCAGAGAGAAGGCAACAACGGGGGUGCUGGGGGCGUCCAGGGACAGGGAGAGCAGCGAAGGGAGAGAGGUGGGGAGCCGGGCUGACUUGCAAGAGACAGUCUAGAACCUGGCCCAGUUCUGCCAGUUAACCUCUCAGCCACAGUCGCCUGACCUGACCAGUGGACAUAACUUCCGCCACUGGCCUGUUGUCAGGGUGAGUGGUGCUUCUGGCCUUGGGGGGCUUAGGGCCCUUCAGAAUGUCCCCUUUGUCUGCCCCCCCCGGGUGACCAUGGAGAGAUAAUGGAGGUCAGGGGACAGCACAUGGGGCUGUGGCUCCCUGAUAACCCAGGGCAGAGGCUGGGUCUGAGGGCUGUGCCCCAAAGGACACACCACUGGUGGGGUGAAGAGCAGGAAGCCAGCUUUUCUACUGCAAAGCUCCCAGCCAUAAUGCCCUCUUCAGUUACCCUGUCUUGCCAGCUCUUACGUUUGUUGUCUCCUUCGCCCUUACUAAGCGACCCCCAAGUCGCAGAUCACCUUUGGCAAUCCAUCCAGUGUUAUCUCAGUGGGGGCAGCGUGGACGUGGCGUGUGGGGCUGUCCUGUGGGUGGCAGGGCAUCUCACCUCUCUGGUCCCUGCUCGCCUCAUGUCAGGAGCACCCCCAGCAUCCACUAGAGUAGAUGUGUGGGAGGACAGGGAUUUCGUCCCUUCACUGCUCUCCCCCUGGUGCCCGGACCAGUGCCCGGCACAUACAAGGCACAUACUCAGGCAGCAUUUCCAAAUACUUCCAGAGGGUGCUACCACCCCAGUUGAGAACCCCUGUUCCAGUCACACCUUCACCAUCGCUGAUGUGUGCUGGUCUCCCUGGGUCUAAACACUUUCCAUGAUCGGAAAUGGAUGACUGCCAAGGGCAAUCCGUUCUGAGGUAGCUCGUUAUCCAAAACAGCCACCCCCGUUCCCUCUGGCACCUUGGCCCACUGGUUAACAUAUCAUGAAGUCCGACACCCAAGAAUGGAACAGAGUGCCGCCCCAUGUGGCCUCACCUGCAGAGGACAAUGGGCUCGUUGCCUCCCAGCCCUGAAGAGAUAAGAUAGUAUCUGAUGCUGCAGGACAGGGUGUGGCCAUCACAGGGAACCAGACCUUCAACAACUGGAACUGGCCCAACGCAAUGAUUUUUGCAGCCACGGUCAUUACCACCAUCGGCUAUGGCAACGUGGCCCCCAAGACCCCCGCCGGGCGCCUCUUCUGUGUCUUCUAUGGUCUCUUUGGGGUGCCGCUCUGUCUGACAUGGAUCAGUGCCCUGGGCAAGUUCUUCGGGGGACGUGCCAAGAGGCUGGGCCAGUUCCUCACCAAGAGAGGCGUGAGCCUGCGCAAGGCGCAGAUCACGUGCACGGCCAUCUUCAUCCUGUGGGGCGUGCUGGUCCACCUGGUGAUCCCACCCUUCGUGUUCAUGGUGACAGAGGAGUGGGACUACAUCGAGGGCCUCUACUACUCCUUCAUCACCAUCUCCACCAUCGGUUUCGGCGACUUCGUGGCCGGUGUGAACCCCAGCGCCAACUACCACGCCCUGUACCGCUACUUCGUGGAGCUCUGGAUCUACCUGGGGCUGGCCUGGCUCUCCCUCUUUGUCAACUGGAAGGUGAGCAUGUUUGUGGAGGUGCACAAGGCCAUUAAGAAGCGGCGGCGGCGCCGGAAGGAGUCCUUCGAGAGCUCCCCACACUCCAAGAAGGCCCUGCAGGUGGCAGGGGGCGCGGCGUCCAAGGACAUCAACAUCUUCAGUUUUCUGUCGAAAAAGGAGGAGACUUACAAUGAUCUCAUCAAGCAGAUCGGGAAGAAGGCAAUGAAGACGGGCGGGGGUGGGGAGCGGGUCCCAGGGCCGGGCCUGGGGCCCCAGGGGGAUGGGCUGACAGCCCUGCCCACCUCCCUGGCCCCCUUGGUGGUCUACUCCAAGAACCGUGUGCCCAGCCUGGAAGAGGUGUCCCAGACGCUGAGGAGCAAAGGCCACGUGUCUCGGCCACCCGGCGAGGAGGCCGGGGCGGGGCCCCCCGAGGAGGGCUCCCCGACCUCUGAGGUGCUCAUUAACCAGCUGGACCGCAUUAGCGAGGAGGGCGAGCCGUGGGACGCCCAGGACUACCACCCGCUCAUCUUCCAGAACGUCAGCAUCACCUUUGUGAACGAGGAGGCCGGCCUCUCGGACGAGGACACCUCCAAGUCCUCACUGGAGGACAACCUGGUUGGGGAGGAGAGGCCCCAGGAGGGGGCCACGGCCGAGGUGCCCCUGAACCUGGGCGAGUUCCCCUCGUCGGAUGAGUCCACCUUCACCAGCACUGAGUCAGAGCUCUCCGUGCCUUACGAACAGCUUAUGAACGAGUACAACAAGGCAAACUGCCCCAAAGGCACGUGAGGUGGGGCCGGCUCCCCACCCCACCUUCCAUGGCUUCUCUUCUCCUCAACCUGGGGUGUCCUACUAUGGCUGGGACCCUGGCCCCUGGUGGGGUGUGGCCCUGGAACUGGGAGUAGGGGGCCAGGGGCCUUCCUCACCUUCAUCCCCUGCAGCUAGAUGCUACCGGUCAGACACGGUGCACCCAGGACAGGGCCUCUGUUCCUCAGCGGAACGGGCGCCCUGGCAGCGGGAGGCGUCUGUCCUGAGCACAGUUGGGGGAUCUGGGGGUUCACGGACACGUGGGCUGGCAGGACUGAUCCCAGGGAGGCCUGCACCUGCGUGGGUCGUUGCCCAGUCAUUCGGUUAAGACUGUCUCACGGUUCUCUUAGGUUGGGGGCCUUGGCCGUUUGAGUUCACCAGUAUUAACAGGUUCCUGUGCGCCCAGCACUGAGCCAGGCAUUUCAGAGAGAGGGUGAGGGUGGUGUUAAGACCCUGGUGGGGUUGGGGGCUGGGCACUUCAGCACCUCAGCAGUAGUGGGGCCCCGCCUGGGGCACGUGUUUAACCGUCCCCCAGUCCCACCUCAUCCGCCUGGCUGUCGCCCAUACUGCAGACCUCAGUAGGGAGGAGGCCAUCUGGGGAAGGGGAGCUAACAGGCAGGUGCUGAAACACUCCCGUUACGGGGGACUCAGAGUAAGUCCCAAGUGUGGCCCAGCAUCUCAGCCCUCGUGUGGACUUACUGGGAUGGAGCGCAGCCCAGAGUCCGGUUCCCCGUCCCAGACACCCUUUGGCCAAGCAAUGGCAGGCGUGGGCUUCUGCCUCCCAGGAAGUGGUGGCAGAAAGAGAGGCUGGGGCUCCUGGAGCUGGCAGCGGGGGAGCUGCAGGAGUGGGCUCAGCUCCGGCUGAACCUGCCUCCACCCUUCCGUCCCGUGACCUCACCGCUCCCCAGAUCACCCUUGGCUCACAAGUGGGGAAUGUCCAAAUAUGUGAAUCAGCCUCCUCCCUCCAGCUGCUGUUUGGUGUGUGUGUGUCUCUGUCCGUCUGUCUGUGUAAGAAAGAAAGGAUUUGCCAUGGGAGGAGCAAAAGAUAAUGUGAAACUGCAGACGGACUGUUUCUGGUGAGGGGCUGGCAGAGUUCUUGGGUUCUUCGUGAGGUGCACCCUCGGGCCAGCCCACUCUGCCCUGCAUGUUGUGUUUUGUUAGUUUUUAAAUGAAUUGCUGUUUUUUUUUUUUUAUCUCGUUGGCUUCAGAGCCAGAGGGGAGAAAAGGUGCAAGAGUGGGGUCCCAAGGAUCGGGAUGUCCAAUGUUCACCCUCCUAUCCCCCAACCCGGUUGGGCCUUUCUCGGUGACCUCAGCUAAGGUCAUGGUGUCAGAGUUGGGGAGGGGCAUUGGUCGCAGGCGACCGGAUGCUGGGCAGGAGGUGCCAUCCAGACACCCUCUCUGCCUCUCAACCCCCUCCCCAAUGCUGCAGGACCAAAGAGGGCCAGAACCCCACCCAUCCCCACUUAGCCUGUAACCCAGGGGUAUGAUGGCCCAGCAUCAGGGUGGGAAGGAGCAGCCUUCUGUUUUUCUGUGAAAUGUUUUAACGAGCUCGUCUUAGUUUUCCUGACCCCACUUGGCUGGGGUGUUGCUGGCUGUCCUGGAAUCACACACACUGUAUGUACAUACUGGCAAUGAUGUCAAAUGUAAUUUAUUUUAACAUUUUUACAAUAAAACAUGAGAUGGACAA
Aethalodelphis obliquidens (Pacific white-sided dolphin) is the source of this 20533-nucleotide messenger RNA. RefSeq names its product potassium two pore domain channel subfamily K member 5 (gene KCNK5). Gene Ontology annotation, biological process: potassium ion transmembrane transport; stabilization of membrane potential. The coding region runs from base 17593 to 18828 and encodes 411 amino acids. Gene Ontology annotation, cellular component: plasma membrane. Lineage: Eukaryota; Metazoa; Chordata; Mammalia; Artiodactyla; Delphinidae. The record is from RefSeq and is a predicted model, not a curated record. The transcript has 5 exons. Gene Ontology annotation, molecular function: potassium ion leak channel activity; outward rectifier potassium channel activity.